This is a messenger RNA of Exophiala aquamarina CBS 119918, 963 nucleotides long. RefSeq lists its product as uncharacterized. The transcript has 3 exons. The record is from RefSeq and is a predicted model, not a curated record. Bases 1 to 963 code for a protein of 320 amino acids. Gene Ontology annotation, biological process: transmembrane transport. Lineage: Eukaryota; Fungi; Ascomycota; Eurotiomycetes; Chaetothyriales; Herpotrichiellaceae. Gene Ontology annotation, molecular function: transmembrane transporter activity.
AUGGAAGAGACUAAUUUCCACCGUGCCCCGAUGACUUCUAUCGAACCCGAUGCUGACAUUGAGGAUGAAAGUAUCUCUGUCAUUGAGAAGGCUCACGAUGGCCCAGCACCUUCAGAGGAGACGGUGAACUUCAGUGUUGAAAGGAACAUGGAAGCUGCACCUGGGUUGGACCCCCUAGCCCGCAAAAAGUCUUACUGGCAAAAGCUGGCGAUCUUCCAAGCCGAUUCUUUCCAACGGAAGGCCAACUUCAGAGGCAUGAUCCUGCGUCCGUUGAUCUUCUUUUCAUUCCCUGUCAUAUCCUUUUCUGGUUUCAUGUACGGCGCCAUUGUUUGUUACUUCAACAUUCUCAACGGCACGGCGUCGGUGAUUCUGUCGAGCCCGCCAUACAACUUUUCGGCGAGCAAGGUGGGCCUCUCCUACGUUUCAUGUCUCAUUGGGGUCUUCAUUGGGGCUUUUUUCUCAGGCCCAUUGGGCGAUAGGUUCGUUCUGUGGAAGGCAAGAAGAAACAAUGGCAUUAUGGAGCCAGAGCACCGACUAUGGCUCUACACUAGCCUGUACAUCCUCAUCUCCGGGGGCUUUUUGGUUUGGGGCCUCGGUGCGGCACAUCAAAUCCACUGGUUCGGCCUUGUCUUCGCGAUGGGGAUGUUGGCCGCUGCCAUCACCAUAGGCUGCCAGUUGCCCAUCAGCUACUGUAUCGACUCCUACAAGAAUAUGAGCGGGGAUGCCAUCGUCACGGUGAUUCUGAUCCGCAACACCAUGAGCUUUGCCGUCAGCUACGGGGUGACCCCUUGGACGGAAACAAUGGGCUAUCAGAAUGCCUUUAUCAUGGCGGCAUUCGUUGCAAUGGCGCAGAUUUCCCUCUUCUUCACCCUCAUCAAAUACGGCAAGAGACUUCGGAAGGCUAGCACUCCUCAUUACUGGAAGUACGUCAACCAGCUCCAGGCCGAAGGUCUUGUACAUUAG